AUGUCCUCCCCCAAGAAGACAACCCCUGCCAAUGACAAGGACGUCAUUGCAAUGGCGGGCCUCCAGCCAAGGGAACUCAAGUUCCUGCUGCUUGCUUAUCUGUCCAGUGACUCUCCUGGCAAGAAUGAUAUGGAGAUUCUGAGCUCAAUCACCGGCACAAAUCUUCAGAUCACCACCUUGAUCUUCCGCACCGCCAUUCGCAAGCUGCGACUGGCCUACAACGAGGCCCUUGAAGAGGCAUCAGUUGAGGAGAAGCCAAUUGUGGCCAACGGCGAGAAUCAUGACGACAAGCAUGACAAGGAAGAUAACCAGGGAUAUGGCCAGGGAGAUGACAACGACAACGGUGACUCCUAG
Messenger RNA from Penicillium nucicola, 354 nucleotides. RefSeq lists its product as uncharacterized. The record is from RefSeq and is a predicted model, not a curated record. NCBI's taxonomy places the organism in Eukaryota, Fungi, Ascomycota, Eurotiomycetes, Eurotiales, Aspergillaceae. The transcript has 2 exons. The coding region runs from base 1 to 354 and encodes 117 amino acids.